AUGCCGCAGAAUUAUGAUUACGAUGAGGCAAGCACCACAUGGCCAUUUUUCGUACUCACGGUGUUAUUUGUGGCUGUUACACCGGUAACAUUGAUUGAGCUGUAUAGAUUGAUUGUUGGGGACUCCAGCGAUAAGAGUUCUUCAUCAGAAUGGAGUCAAUUGCACGAAAAAUAUACUUCAGAAGAAGUUCGGAAAUAUAGACUUGCUAAUAAGAAGAAAAGGUCCAAGAAGGGAAUUUACUUCAUUACCGUUGGUUGGGUGCUCAUUUCGAUGUUGAUUUAUCAUAUUCGUUCCAACGAUGCUAUCUAUCAGAUUGCAGCAGCGGCUUUUGAUCCAUAUGAGUUACUUGGUGUGACGCUUUCGUCUACCGAUAAAGAGAUCAAGUCUGCAUACAGGAAAUUAUCUGUCAAAUUCCAUCCCGAUAAGCUUUCCAAGGACCUAAAUGAGAUUGAAAGAACGGCUAUGGAGGAACAGUUCGUGAUGAUUAACAAGGCUUAUAAGGCUUUAACUGAUGAAAUUACGAAGGAAAAUUAUAGAAAGUAUGGUCAUCCAGAUGGUCCUCAAUCUACUUCUCACGGUAUCGCUUUGCCCAAGUUCUUGGUGGAAGGAGGUACUUCCCCAUUUGUUGUUUUUGCAUAUUUCAUUCUACUUGCGUUUGUGUUACCCAUGGUAGUUUCUAAAUGGUGGAGCACUUCGCAAGAGUACACAAAACACGGUAUUCAUUCUGAAACAGCAUCUCACUUCGUUGACAAAAUGUUCAACUUCAAACCAUCUUAUGUUGUUGUGCCAGACUUAAUCAUUAAAUGGAUCUCUGAAGCAAAAGAAUUCCAAUUGAAAUUCCCAGAAUUGUCUUCCGUGGACAUCGCUAACAUUAUCCAUUCCCAUGUUAACCGUGAAAAGACUGAAAACGAAUAUGCAAGGAACUAUGUGCUUACCAAAUCAUCGUUACUUUUCCAUCAAUUGAUAGAAAUCGCAUCCACUUUUAGGAACACUGAAGUUGCAUUGAUGGCGUUAGACACGUAUAAGACAGUGGUACAGGCAACUCCGUUAUCGCCACACUCUCAAAUCUUUCAAUUACCAAACGUGGAUAAAGAGCAUUUCUUGGAUUCAACUACAGAUGAUAUUUGUGCCUUGGGUAAAUUAUUCACAUACCCAGAUGAUAAGAUAGGUAAGAUGCUAGGAAUAAAAGAUGAAACAGCACUCAAUGAAACUUUGAAAGUAGCGUCUCGUAUUCCUAAGUUGAAGCUCGUCAAGGGCUCCUUCAAAGUUCGUGGAUCUUCUCUAAAUACCGCAGAACCAGGUUCUACUCCUCACAUUCAAGUUAAAGUGUUGGUUCGUUCUCCAAGACACAAACUUUUCCCAAACUCAUUGAUCCCAGCUGAAAAAAUAGCUGGCGAUGAUCCAUUGUUAUUGGAACAGGAUCCCUUCGAAAAAUUGUUGGAACAACCAUUGUUGCCUGAAACUUUCGCACCUUUGCUUCCAACAAAGAGACGUACUUGCUGGUAUGCGUUAGUGGUAUCACAAAAGGAUGGUAAAAUAAUUCAAACCCCAAGCUUGGCCCAAAGAUUGUCCCUAGAAAAUUUGGAUGUCAAUUUCGAUAAAAGAGUUAUUAAAGAUUUAGACAAGGAAUUUAACGCUGAAGACUGGACCAUCGGCACUUUCUCAAUUCCUUUCGCUCAGCCUGCUCCUAAAGAAGAAGGCACAUAUUUCUUCAGAGUCGUUAUCAAGUCUCCAGAUUACUUUGGUUCUGAUUUAGACUUCACUGUUCCAUUGACUGUGAAAAAUACUCCAAUUGAAACAGAUCCUAAGAAGGAGAUAUUGGAAGAACUAGACUCUGACGAUUCAGGAAAUGAAGGCGAAGAAAAUACUGGAUAUUCCUCCGAAGACUUUGAUGAAUCCGAUGGUGAUGAUCUAGAAGAGGACUCUGAUUUCACUGAUAUAGAUACUGAUACUGAAGAUGAACAUGAAGCAACUGAGGAAACCACUGAAAAAUCCUCCAAGACAGAUUAA
This is a messenger RNA of Kluyveromyces lactis, 2010 nucleotides long. It is a transcript of the gene SEC63, whose product is annotated as protein-transporting protein SEC63. The transcript has a single exon. Lineage: Eukaryota; Fungi; Ascomycota; Saccharomycetes; Saccharomycetales; Saccharomycetaceae. Gene Ontology annotation, cellular component: Sec62/Sec63 complex. Gene Ontology annotation, molecular function: transmembrane protein transporter activity; RNA binding. Bases 1 to 2010 code for a protein of 669 amino acids. Gene Ontology annotation, biological process: SRP-dependent cotranslational protein targeting to membrane; post-translational protein targeting to endoplasmic reticulum membrane. The record is from RefSeq and is a predicted model, not a curated record.